This is a messenger RNA of Pelodiscus sinensis (Chinese soft-shelled turtle), 1466 nucleotides long. Lineage: Eukaryota; Metazoa; Chordata; Testudines; Trionychidae. The record is from RefSeq and is a predicted model, not a curated record.
CCGCGUUCCUGAGGGAGAAGGACCUGUGCAGCCACAUCUGCUGGAUAUUGCUGAAAAAAUUCAGAGUUCCAAGAAACCAUGAAUAUGCUUUUCAGUUGGGUCUUCUGGAACGAGAAAUCAAUGAUAUACUUCAGCGAUUACAUCAAGAACACACACUCCCAUCAAGAGCAAACGCUCUUUCCAACAAAACAGUACAGAAAGAGGAUGAUGGAUACAUUCAUCAGAAGGAAAUUGAUGAAGAGGAUGUCUGUCCUAUUUGCCAGGAAGAGCUGCUAAAGAAAAUGUUUCCCAUCACUUAUUGCAGGUACAGCUGUGGGAACAAUGUUCAUAUCACUUGUAUGAAGAUUUGGGCUGAUCACCAGGGUGAACUGGAGAAUGACUCUGUGGUGAAGUGUCCCCUCUGUAGAGAAGAAUUUGCACCAUUAAAGCUCAUUUUAGAAGAAUUCAGGAAUUCCACUCAGCUUGUGACUCCAGCAGAGAAAGUGAGACUUGACAGACACCUUGGACUCCCUUGUAACAACUGCAGAAUAUUUCCAAUUGAGGGAAAAUGCUACAAGUGCACUGAAUGUAGUGAAUAUCACCUAUGCCAUGAAUGCUUCACUCGCUUUUGCCAUCCUCCACAUACUUUUACUUUUCGACAGAAGAGAAAUCAGAGGUGGAGGUCACUCAACCAAGUUUCACAAUUAUCACCUUCAGAAGAGAAUUUAAAAAGCAUUAAAAAUCAAGGUGAUAAUUCUGAAGAGAUUUUACAUCUUCAGGAGAAGUCCAGUUGCAUACCAAAGCACAUUGUAAAAUCUUUACCUAUGAUGUUGAUUAGAAAAUGUAGCAACUUUCUUGCUCCAGGUCUACAAUGUAGGCUCUGCUUGAAGACCUUUUGCCUUGGUCAGUAUGCAAGACUCUUGCCAUGUAAUCACAAGUUCCACAGAGAAUGUAUUGACAACUGGUUACUGUACCACACAAAUGCUUGUCCUAUUGAUGGAUAUAUUGUGUAUAAUCCAUUAACCUGGAAGGAUACAUCAGCCAAUCGUGAUGUCAGUCAGUCAGGAUCUCAAACGUAUAGUACAAAACUUGCAAAGCAGAUGGAACCAGAGCUUUUCAUACCUGGCAUUGGGUUGCUCUUCAAGCAAACACUAUUAGGCCAUACACUUGAAAAAUCUCAAGAUAGCAUCCAAAGACUUCAUAAUAAUAAAGAUCCACCACAUUCUCAACAAGGUUUAAUUUUAAAUGGUGUAAGCUACUUUCAUUUAAGAAAUUCUGAUUCUAGUCAGCAUAGCAUUGAUAGAAAUUUAUGUUUACAAUUUUCCAGGCAUGGUAAAGAUUUAGCUCAUCAGCCUUUCCAGAAAAUGCUGUCUCAGAAAUCCUACUCUGUUAUAUCUAGAAAGGAUACAAUUUCUAAUGAUAAAAGAGAUUUAAAUGGACCUUGUACUAAUAAAGAGAAAGGAGCACAAUUGUGCCACACUGACCAU